This is a messenger RNA of Exaiptasia diaphana, 2322 nucleotides long. RefSeq lists its product as uncharacterized. The record is from RefSeq and is a predicted model, not a curated record. The transcript has 2 exons. Lineage: Eukaryota; Metazoa; Cnidaria; Anthozoa; Actiniaria; Aiptasiidae. Bases 11 to 1966 code for a protein of 651 amino acids. Gene Ontology annotation, molecular function: protein binding.
ACAAAGUAUAAUGGCGGACGCUUCGAAGGGCGAUCGGGGAUUUUCCUCUUUGCCUGACGAGAUCUGUAGCUUAAUAUUCAGCUAUUUUCAUCCACUGGACGACGAUCUUCUCAAACUAGCUUCAGUGUGCCGAAGAUGGAGAGAUAUCAUUUACAAUACUCCAAAAUUAUGGAAAAAUCUGGAAUCAACAAACAUUUUCAACACCCAACCACUUUCAACGUCUUUGUACAUUGAUCACGAAGAACAGCGUUUUUCCUUCGAAUAUGAUAUGGCUGUUAAGAUUGUUAAAAUACUACGAAGAUUUGGUCGUUUUAUUUUAAGAUUGAAAACAAAGAAUAUCCGAGAAGAGAAUCUACUGAAGGCAUCCAUUUUUAGUGCUCUUGGACACCUCAAAUCUCUUAAAUCAAUCAACGUGGAUUUACCAUGCGAGGACCGACUCUUUGCUUCUUUGUCUAAGAGUACGUCACUAGAGGAAUUUUCUGUACGUGGCGUACAAUUCACACCACAAGAACGACAAAUUACUCGAAUUUCUGAAGAUAUUGUGCUGAAAUUUGCUGAUUACUUUCCAAACUUAACUAAAGUUGAGCUCUGUGAUUGUUUUCUAUCGUUUGAGACUGUUGCUCCAGCAUUCUCAAAGCUAAAACAGCUGAGUGAAAUCAAGAUUAAGUUCCGCUUAGAGGGAGGGUGCAAUAUUCUUGGUAUUGACAGUGCCUUCAUCAAGGCUUAUCGACGUGUAGAUGUUGGGCGUUUCCUAAUGAGCCUUGCCCAAUCAGAAUUUGCCAAGAAAGUUACAGUCAUUAGCCUUGARGAUGUGUUCAUAAAUGGUGAGGAUGUCAAGAAAUUCAUGAAACUCUUUACAGGACUCAGGAAGUUCAAACUGACCACAUAUAUUGUAGACACAGAUGAUUUGUCAGCUGUUGAUAUCGAGUCAAAUUCCUUAGAAGAGCUCAAGAUCUGGGACAUGGCAAACAUAGUAUCAGUCAGUAUGGUUGUUCCUAGUGUCAAAAARCUUUUCAUCUCAGAUCUACACCUAGAUUCCCUUCAUAUCACAGCACCCUGUUUAGAGAACCUUGUCCUUGGGCCUCUUMGRUCAUUUGAUGAGCAUCUGGAUAUAYUGAGCUUAGAGAUGGGAAAUCUAGUAACAUUAGAGAUUACAGAUGUUGGUCCAAGGAACAGUAUUAAUGUUGACACCCUUUCGUUAUUGCUGAGAAAGAACCCAAGUAUAAAACACCUUAAUAUAGGAGCAUAUUUCACUGCGUCGUUGAAUUUAACUAAUGAGCUUUGUCCAAGUCUUGAAGUUCUGUGUGUCAAUGGUUCAGUUCAUAAUAUUACUACAACAUGUAACAAGCUGCAAAGGUUGGAUGUUAGCGCUGAGUGCAUUGAUCCUGACAGUACAUCUAAACAAGGAGUUUAUCUAAGGGCGCAGRUGUGUGAUGUAGCUGUUAUAUGUCAAGUGCCUAACCUUGGUGUUGUGCUUCUAGAGUGUCCUAAACUUAAUCUGGUAUUUAUAAAUGACUGCUCAUUUAUUAAUCUCUGCCCGUUAACAAAUACAAAGCCUAUCACAACAAUUAUCUUGUCACGUGGGACAAUAAUUCAGACUCUUAGUAUCGAUAAUGUGUGUUCUGUUAAGUUAUCAAUGAUGGGAGAAAACAGAAUUGGACAGUUAAAGAUAAAGAAUUGUUCUUUACAUGAUUCUUUCCCAGUCAACAUUGAUGUCAGGUCACUGGAAGUCUCAAAAUGUGAURUGAAUGAGUUGAAUCUGGAAAGUGCAUCUUUACAAGAGCUGACAAUUUCUGGAUGUAAAAAUCUAACUACAAUAUCGUUACAUUGCCCCAAUCUCUCCAGAGUAAAACUAGGAGACAAUAUAGGSAUUUUUGAAGAUGAAGAGGCAUUUUAUGAUGUGAUUGACAACAUAAAGCAAAAUUGCCCCAAUGUUGAGAUUGUAUUACAGAAUGUCCAUGAAUAGAUGUAUAGAUAUCAGUUAUCACAUAGGAAAUACACCUUUUGCUGUUCAUUUGCGCAAAAAAUGCAUUCAUUUACGUCAGGAAUAAAAACAUUAACGCCAACAGGCAGGCAAUAGCAUGAUCCAAGUUUCAAUAGUGCUAGGAAACAUUCAAUUAGACUAUUUACAUAUGAAAUGACAUUCAAUACCAUCCUCAAACAAACAAUUGCACCUUUGAACAAUCAAAUAUAAAGAAAGUACUUUUAAUCAAACGGAAUGGAAGUUCAUUAGUACCAAAAUACAAUCAAAUGCAUCGAUUGACAAUCAUGCGAGCAUUUAAGACAUUCAAUAGUAAAAUUUCCAUGUAUAAGCACAAUCAA